AUGUGUGGUGGUGUGGUGGAGGUCAAGUCGGUUGAGCAGCUGCAGGAUGAGCUGCUGAAGCGUGGGCUCGCCAAGUCACUUUACGUGCAUGUUAUGGUUCCCACGGCGCCCCACGCGGGCUUCUUGCCUGCUCUGUGCACGGCAUCUGACAACACCGAUGGCUCAGUUGAGCUUUUGCGGAAAAUGAUGGAGGUGGACGAGGCUUUGCAUGGAGCUGGUGGUGUGGCCAUGGGCCAUUGUGGCGACGCAGACAAGGGUACGCUGGCGGGCAAGGUGCUUUGGUGUCAUGGGGUUUGCAGCCUGCGUUGGGCUCCAUCUAACAAUGUUGAUUGCCUGCGGUAUAUUGGCGAUUUGCAGCAAGACGAGAACGGGCGGUUGAAGUGCCUGAUGCCUCACGCCCUUACACAUUCAGCCAAUGCGCUAUGGGAGACCAACAACAUCGUGCCGUCGGUAUACAUGCUGCCAGGGCGAGAUGACCCCUCUGGGGGACAGUACAUCAUGCAUGAGGAUGAUAAGGUAUCCCUGCGGGACUACUGCGAGACACACAAGUUCGUUUUGGACGAGAAGGGUGCUGGUUGGAGAGGGAACCGGGCUGUGCAGGCUCCGAUUCAGGCGUCCUUGGCACCGGGGGGGCUCAUGUCCACACCUAAACCAGGGCAGCCUCGCCAACGCAAGCUCGAGUUGCGUGUUGACUCUGCUGCCCGUGGAGAUGUUGCCGCGGCGCUGGGUCAGCAGACUAAGUCUGGUCGCAAAGUACAGCCUACCCUACCAGGAGGGCACUUGGUGAGGAUUGAAAC
Molecule: messenger RNA, 797 nt
Organism: Volvox carteri f. nagariensis
Lineage: Eukaryota; Viridiplantae; Chlorophyta; Chlorophyceae; Chlamydomonadales; Volvocaceae
Exons: 4
Source: RefSeq, a predicted model, not a curated record